AUGCCAGCUAGCAACGGACUUCAGAUCCCGCAGGACAAGGCGGUGCUCUCGCCCUCGCAGGCGCUCGAGCAUCUCAAGACCUACGCCGAGGGCGACGGUCUCAGCAUGGCCGAGCUCAUCGACUCGCGCCAGCACGGCGGUCUCACCUACAACGACUUUCUCGUUCUUCCUGGUUUUAUCAACUUUAACGCCUCGGACGUCAGCCUGCGCACCAGGGUCACCAAGAACGUGACGCUCAACACGCCCUUCCUCUCGUCGCCCAUGGACACGGUCACCGAGACCGAGAUGGCCAUCGCCAUGGGACUGAUGGGUGGUAUGGGUGUCAUUCACAACAACAUGAGCCCUCAGGAGCAGGCUAGCGUUGUUCGCAAGGUCAAGAAGUACGAGAAUGGUUUCAUUACUGAACCGCUCUGCCUCGACCCCAAGGCUACCGUCGGUGAUGUGCUCGAGAUCAAGGAGCGUCUUGGUUUCGGUGGUAUUCCUAUCACUGACACUGGUGCCAUGCACGGCAAGCUGCUCGGCAUUGUCACCGCUCGUGACGUUCAGUUCCGUGAUGCGACGCUCCCGCUCAGCGAGGUCAUGACCACCGACCUCGUCACCGCCACGCAGGGCGUCACUCUGGAGCAGGCCAACUCGAUCCUGCGCGACAGCAAGAAGGGCAAGUUGCCCAUCGUCGACGCCGAGGGCCGUCUGGUCGCCUUGCUCGCUCGUUCCGACUUGCUCAAGAAUCAGAACUACCCUCUGGCUUCCAAGCGCCCGGAGAGCAAGCAGCUCUACUGUGCCGCUGCCAUCGGCACUCGUCCCUCGGACCGCGAGCGUCUGGGACUGCUCGUUGAGGCCGGUCUGGAUGUCGUCAUUCUCGACUCGUCGCAGGGUAACUCGGUGUACCAGAUCGACAUGAUCCAGUGGAUCAAGCAGACCUACCCUCACGUCGACGUUGUGGCCGGUAACGUCGUGACGCGCGAGCAGGCUGCUAGCUUGAUUGCUGCUGGCGCUGACGCUCUGCGUGUCGGUAUGGGUUCCGGUUCGAUCUGCAUCACCCAGGAGGUGAUGGCUGUGGGUCGACCUCAGGGUACCGCUGUGCACGCUGUCGCCGAGUUUGCCUCCAAGUUCGGCGUCCCCGUGAUUGCUGACGGCGGCAUCUCGAACGUGGGUCACAUUGCCAAGGCUCUCGCUCUGGGCGCCAGCGCUGUGAUGAUGGGCGGUUUGCUUGCCGGUACCACCGAGUCGCCCGGUGACUACUUCUACCGCGACGGCAAGCGUCUCAAGGGAUACCGUGGAAUGGGGUCCAUCGAGGCCAUGGAGCACCAAAAGAAGAGCAAGAUCGCUGGUGCUACGGGCAGGGGCGCUGCCAAGGCCGACAAGGUCGCCGCGGACGAGAACGCCGCUACGCAGCGAUACUUUAGCGAGAGCGACGCAGUCAAGGUUGCUCAGGGCGUCGCGGGCGCCGUGCAGGACAAGGGAAGCGUCAAGAAGUUCUUGCCUUACCUGUACACGGGCCUGCAGCACUCGUUGCAGGAUAUGGGUGUUCCUCACCUGUACGAGCUGCGCACUGCCGUGGGUUCGGGUCAGGUCAGGUUCGAGCUGAGGACUGCCUCGGCUCAGGUUGAGGGUGGAGUGCAUGGAUUGCACAGCUACGAGAAGAGGUUGUUCUCGUCCUAG
This is a messenger RNA of Sporisorium graminicola, 1662 nucleotides long. RefSeq lists its product as uncharacterized. NCBI's taxonomy places the organism in Eukaryota, Fungi, Basidiomycota, Ustilaginomycetes, Ustilaginales, Ustilaginaceae. Gene Ontology annotation, biological process: GTP biosynthetic process. Bases 1 to 1662 code for a protein of 553 amino acids. Gene Ontology annotation, cellular component: cytoplasm. The record is from RefSeq and is a predicted model, not a curated record. The transcript is spliced from 2 exons. Gene Ontology annotation, molecular function: IMP dehydrogenase activity.